Molecule: messenger RNA, 2029 nt
Organism: Dalotia coriaria
Lineage: Eukaryota; Metazoa; Arthropoda; Insecta; Coleoptera; Staphylinidae
Product: pre-mRNA-splicing factor CWC22 homolog
Biological process (GO): mRNA splicing, via spliceosome
Cellular component (GO): U2-type spliceosomal complex
Source: RefSeq, a predicted model, not a curated record
GCGGUCACUGUUUUUAAACUGUCAGAGAAGUUUAACCUGCAAAUAUUGUGAUUAUUAACGUUGUAAACCUAUGCGGAGUGUUUGAUUAGAAGAACUUUGAAGAUGUUUAAUCAAAAUGACGCCGAAAAGAAGUUGGAUUGGAUGUAUAAAGGUGCUAAUAGUCUGGUGGAUCGCGAGGAAUAUUUACUAGGGCGUACAGUUGAUAAGUCAUUGGAACAAUUGAAUGCUGAAGAGAAACAAAAGCAGUUGGGUACAGCUGCUCCUCCAAAAAAUCAUGUGGAACAUGAGUGUAUUCCGCCGUCGAUUCGUGAUUAUAAACUACAACAACAAUUGGCUGAACAGGUUGAUCUACAAGCUAAGUUACAGGAAGAUCCACUUCUGACAAUCAAGAAAAAAGAAGAGGAAACUAGAAGGCAGUUUUUGCAGAAUCCUGUGCAGUUGAAAAAAUUACAGAAAGCAUUGAGUAAACAGGAGAAAAAGUCCAAAAAGAAGAAGAAGGAAUAUCUGGAUGAGAUUCUCAUUCAGAAGUUGAAAUUAUUACAACAGAAUAAUGAUGAUUUGGAUGACAAUGUAAUUGAUAAAAAGGCUAAAAAGGAAAAAGAUUUAGACAUUAUAUUGAUGCAUAAGUUUAAUGCUUUGAAGAGUAAGUUAACUGAAGAAGAUUUAAGGGAUAUUAUGGAUGGUAAAUUGACUGAUUCUGAUAGUGAUGAAUCAAGUGAUGAAGAUGAUUCUGAUGAACAUGUUAGAAACAAAAAGAAAAUUAAAGAAAAUAAAAUCAGAAAUGAGAAGAAAGUCAAGAAAAAGAAGAAGAAAACAAAGAAAGAAUCUUCUUCUGAUUCUUCAAGUAGCAGCAGUUCUGAAGAGGAUAAGAAACACAAAAAGAAGAAGAAGAAUAAAAAGAAAAGGAAAAAGGAAUCUGAUUCAGAAUCAGAUAGUAGUGAUUCCGAUUCUUCUUCUGAUUCAGAUGAUAAAAGAAAGAAUAAAUAUAAAAACAAAAAGAAAAGUGAAAAGAAAAAGAUGAAACAUAGAAGAAAUCAUUCUGAAUCAGAUUCAGAUUCUGAUAGCAGUUCAGAAGAUGAUAAAAGAAAGAAGAAAUCAACAAGUAAAAGACAUGAUGCUAAAAAUAACAGUAGACAACGUUCAAGAUCUCCAAGAAGAAGUCAAAAGAUAAAAAUAAAAAGAUACGACUCAGAUAAUGACAAUAAACAUGCUCACAGGAAACGUGAAGAACAAAACCGUUCAAAAUCAAGAAAAGACGAUGACAGAAAAGAAAAACAUCGUAGGGAUAAAGAAAAUGAGUCCCGCUCUAGAAAUAAAAACCGCUCAAUAUCCAGAGGUAGAUCCCGAACUCGAUCCCAAUCAAAUUCUAGAGAAACUAAUAGAAUUGGUCCGCAACGUCCACCACCAGAUUACUCUCAUCGACAUCGGCAUAAUUCGGACGAUUCCGAUGAUAAUGGCGGACGACCAAAAAUACAAAACUGGGGUUUAGUCAAAUCAGACGGCACGCAGAUAGAGCUUGCAAGAAGAUCUCGCUCAACAUCACGAGAACGCGCUGAACGAAGAAAAGCCAAAGCUCUAGCAGCGAAGAAAGAGGAAUUAGUCGCGCAAAAGAAGCAACACAGAUCUAAGCGAUUGACAUCAGCGGAAAAAGAAGAAAUGUUACGGGAGACAAAAAAUGCACAGGAACAAGACGUUGAACGGUCGAAAAAUAUCAAACGGUAUCGGGAUGAAGAUGAGAAAGAAGCGAAGGAGAGGAAAUUCGAUGAGGACUUUGCAAGGAAGCAGUAUAUCAAAUCGACGAGUUCCAGUACAGUCGAGAGUCGAAUUAAGGCCAAUUUGAAUAACAUUCAGAGGGGUAAGAGUGAUAUGAAUUCACAUUUUUCAAGGCGCUAUUAGUUUCAGUCACAAGAAAAGUUUUAUAAGCUUAGUGUUACGUUUUCUAAGACUUGACUAUGAUUAUUGUAAAUAAAUUUGCAAAAAAUUGCUUAAUUUUACAGAAUAAAGUAAAAUAAUUAGAUUAUGACUGAUA